CACUACAACAUCACCACCACCACCCACUCCAACAACAUCAGCACCACCAACUCCAACAACAUCAGCACCACCACCCACCACUCCAACAACAUCACCACCACCAACUCCUACAACAUCAACACCAACUCCAACAACAUCAGCACCACCACCCACCCACUCCAACAACAUCACCACCACCAACUCCUACAUCAACACCACCACCAACUCCAACAACAUCAGCACCACCACCCACCACUCCAACAACAUCAGCACCACCAACUCCAACAACAUCAGCACCACCACCCACCACUCCAACAACAUCACCACCACCAACUCCUACAACAUCAGCACCACCCCACCACUCAAACAAUAUCAGCACCACCCCCACAAACACCCCCACCACCCACUCCAACAUCAGCACCACCAACAUCAGCACCACCAACACCACCCACUCCAACAUCAGCACCACCACCCCCACCAACACCACCACCACCCCCACCAACAUCAGCACCACCACCACCACCACUCCCUGCCUGACUCACGUCAGUUGCCUCUCGCGUUCAUCCCUGCCCAGGCCAGGCGAGAAGGGACCCCUCUCCAUCUCCUCCUCCUCCUCAUCCAGGAGCUUCAGAUCAGAAGACAUCACCACCACCACCAUCACCACCACCACGUGCGGCUUUUGUUGCUGUUGUCGUUCAAGAGAAGAGUUUCCUGGUACUUAGAAGGCUCCUGUCCAGACGCACGGACAGACGCAGGAAACACACCCACAAGCGGAGCAGCGUGUGACGCCCCUCGUACUACACGACCAUGUCGGAACCAAGCGCUCCGUCCGGAUACUAUGGCACCAACCAGCCUGGCUACCCUCCCCCCUACCAGCCCUACCCAAACCCGGGCCAAGAUCCCCCCGGCGGUUACCCACCAUCAUAUGGGGGGCAGCCCGGUGGGUACCCUCCUGCUGGGGGAUACCCUCCACCUGGAGGGCAGCCCGGGGGAUACCCUCCUGCUGGGGGAUACCCUCCACCUGGGGGGCAGCCCGGGGGAUACCCUCCUGCUGGGGGAUACCCUCCUGCUGGGGGGCAGCCAGCGGGGGGCUACCCGGGAGAGAAUCCACCCCCUAAUGCAUCGCAGCCGCAGAGAGGGGGCACCGCGCCACCGCCCUUCAUGAUGCCGACCAUUCCCCUGCACCCGUCCUUCGGGAACAUUGGCCCCAGUACUGGAGGGCCCGAGUAUGGAGGCGUAAGUACAAAUGAAAAUUCCAUCGGAGUCUGGGAUGACAAGAAUGUACGACGAAUGUUCAUCCAAAAGGUCUACAUCAUCCUUUUUGUGCAGCUGCUUGUCACCUUCGGCUUCGUGGCGGUGUGCACUUUCGUUGUCCCCGUGAAGAAAUUUGUGCAGAAUAACCCAGCAAUAUACUGGGCCUCUUAUGGCGUCUUCUUUGCUACAUAUCUCGGUUUGGUUUGCUGCACCAAGGCAAGGAGGCUUUUCCCACUCAACUUCAUCUUGCUGGCCGUCCUCACGCUGGCAAUGUCCUACCUCACUGGAAUGCUGGCAAGCUUCUACAACACCAACUCAGUGCUCAUGUGCAUUGGCGUCACAGCGGCAGUGUGUGGCGCUGUCACACUCUUCUGCUUCCAGACUAAGGUUGACUUCACCUCGUGUCCUGGUGUGAUGUUUGCCCUCUCCAUGGUGCUGCUGCUCACCGGCCUCAUAGCCGCAUUCACCGUCCCCUUCGGAUACAUCCCAUGGAUCCAGACGGUUUAUGCCGGUUUGGGAGCUGUGAUCUUCACAGUGUUUUUGGCGGUGGACACACAGCUGCUGCUUGGCAAUCGGCGUAACUCCAUCAGCCCCGAGGAGCACAUCAACGGAGCCCUCCGCCUCUACAUGGACAUUGUCUACAUCUUCACGUUCCUGCUGCAACUCAUUGGCUCACGAAACUAAACUGCCCUUGCGCGUCUCUGCAGGGUUCCCUAAUAAACUCCAGUGUGCGAGUGGACCUGAGUGUGUGGCGUGUGUGUGUGCGCGCGUUCGCGUGAACAAAUGGGACCCCGCACAUGAACAUUUGCGCGCGGUCCAGUAUGUGAGGUCAUAUCUUUGACUGUAUGUGCUCUAUUUGUAUUCUGUGGUGUCUGUCUGCACACAUGCAUGCAAAUUUAUUUUACGUGCCUUGGUGUUCUGUUUGUUUGCUAGCUGACUUGCUUUGUUGUAUACCCUCGUCGUGCCAUGUAAAUACCGAUGUAUCAAAAGUGUCGAGGACAAGAGCUGCAGUAACAAUUGGGCAAAGGAAAUAUUUUGCGAAAUCUGCACUUACCGUAAAUAUUCUCAUAACAUUCAGGCAGGUGAUGCAGAAGACUAAAGGUUGCAGUUUUAUAUUGUAAAUUGUCAUUAAGUAAAUAAAGAAGCUAUUCAGUACUGUA
This is a messenger RNA of Lethenteron reissneri (Far Eastern brook lamprey), 2393 nucleotides long. RefSeq names its product protein lifeguard 2-like. The record is from RefSeq and is a predicted model, not a curated record. Lineage: Eukaryota; Metazoa; Chordata; Hyperoartia; Petromyzontiformes; Petromyzontidae. Gene Ontology annotation, cellular component: membrane; Golgi apparatus; endoplasmic reticulum. Gene Ontology annotation, biological process: negative regulation of apoptotic signaling pathway.